AUGCAAUCAGGUGUGCAUCAUCAUACGAACACAAGACGUGUUCAAAUACCAUCUGUGGCUGCAUCUGGUAUGCAAGCACAACAUCAAAUUGUUAUGACUGGAAAUGGUAAUAACCAACUGGCACAGUCGUCAUCCCAACAACCGUACACUGUUGUUGUUUCAUCACAAGAUAAUAUUUUAACGGGUGGGACGUCACAAAUGAGUGGUACACGUAUUCAGUAUACAACUCGACAAGAAGGACCAUCUGAAAGACAGACAAUCUAUCGUACAAUUGCGCCAACCGGUACUAAACGCACAUCUCCAGCCAAUCCGGCUCAGCGUGUCGGUGUAUGUUUCUUUCGAUUAUUGUUCUUUGAAUGA
Anisakis simplex (herring worm) is the source of this 360-nucleotide messenger RNA. The record is from the annotation of a GenBank genome assembly. Lineage: Eukaryota; Metazoa; Nematoda; Chromadorea; Rhabditida; Anisakidae.